CGAAGGGAAGAGAAGAUAAAGAAGGAGAAAACACUGAAGAAGUAGAGAAGAAAAGGAGGACCAGUAGAAGAAGGAGAAAACAUUGAAGAAGAAGAAAAAGGAGAAAACACUGAAGAAGAAGUAGAGAAGAAAAGGAGGACUAGUAGAAGAAGGAGAAAACAAUGAAGUAGAAGAAGGAGAAAACAUUGAAGAGGAAGAAGAAAAAAACACCGAAGAAUAAAAGGAAGAAACACUGAAAAACUAGGAGAAAACAUUGAAGAAGAAGAAAGAGAAAACACCGAAGAACAAAAGGAGGAAACACUGAAAAAUAGGAGAAAACAUUGAAGAAGACGAAUUAGCAAACACAGAAGACGAAGAAGAGUACCGUAGAAGAGGACCAGUGACACUCCAUUCACAUCCACAGUCUUGACAGUUCAACCUCAAGAGCAGACCAAAGAAGAAUGAGUGCUCGUCGAGGAAUGGUGGAGGAGGACACGGAGGAGCUGGACGGGGGGCCGGGGCUGGCGUACAUGCCCUUCGUGGUGAUGGACGACCUGCUGGACAAACUCAAACUGCUCGGCUACGACAAAGACUUCCUCAUUGACCUCAAGAUGAAGCCAUUGAACAGACAUUACUUCGCCAUGCCCACCAACCCUGGGGAGCAGUUCUACCUCUUCACCUCCCUGGCGGCGUGGCUCAUCCGCAAGGCUGGCAGGCAAAUGGAGCCACCACAGGAGUAUGAUGACCCCAACUCCACCGUAUCCAGCAUCCUUGACCACCUCCGCCAGCUGGGAGUCGCAGUGGACUUCCCCCCUAGCAAGCUGAAGGCAGGCUGCGGUGAACAUGCUAUUUUUGUUCUCGACAGACUGGCUGACUUUGCUCUCAAGAACUCCAACUUUAUGUGGAAAAAACCCACCUACCCAGCAGAGGACACAGGGGGAGAAGAGGGGGAUGUGGAGGACGAGUCAGAGCUCACCCUCGACAAAGUGGAGGAGGAGAUGAUGGCAGAGUAUGUGGAUGAGGAGGAAGAAGAGGAGGAGAACAUUCUGCACAUGGAUGACCUCAAGGACCUGAAUAAGAACAAGGAUGGUGACGCAUGGCCGGACGAGAUCCUGAUGUCCAACACAACGCAGGAGGAGUGGAAGCUGGAGCUGGAGCGCGUCCUGCCGCAGCUCAAGGUUACCAUACGCUCAGACACCCGAGACUGGCGGUCACACAUAGAGCAGAUGCACGAGCACCGCGCCAAGAUCAACGAGACGCUCACCUUCACCGAGAAGCAGCUGGACGGCCUGCACUCCGAGAUCACCCGCAGCCUGGAGAAGAUUGGCUCUCGGGAGAAGUACCUCAACGGGCAAUUAGAGCCGUUGCUGCUGGAGUAUCGCAAUCUGCAGAAUGUUGCUGCCGAGAGCCGAGAGCAGUACCGUCAGGUGUCAUCCAAACUUGUUGAGAAGUCCCAUGAGCUGUCGCAUAUCUCAGACGAGCUGGAUCGAGUCAAGCAUGAGAUGGAGGAACGGGGGUCCAGCAUGACAGAUGGAACCCCUCUGGUGAACGUGAGGAAGGCACUGACCCGCGUGAGGCACGAGAUCACCGCCAUGGACGUGCGCAUCGGUGUGGUGGAACAGAAGCUGCUGCAGGCCAAGCUGAAGGACAAGUCUAACCUGCAGCGUGACAUGAAUGCGCCCAUCUACAACAACAUGGACAUGGGACUCUUCUAAGGCAUGGCAGUGGCUUGUGGAGGUGUGAUGACUCUCCAAAGGGCCAAGGCAGUGGGAGUCUGGGACCAUGAGGGCUUAUGCACACUCACCAAAGAUGCAGAAUUAUAAUAAACUCUAGUCAGCUCCAGUCAUUAGUAGCAUAAGCACAUAUCCUUAAUUGAAAGUUUGGCUUCUUUCUUGUUUGUUUUCUCUGGUCUCCAUAUGUCUUGUUCAAAUGACCAACUCUAUCUAAGUGAAAGGAGGAAGAAUGAGCAGUUUCAUCUUGCAAUUGUUUGACAGGUUAUGAUAUCUUGCCAAAAUUUCUGUAUGAUGGGUAGUGUGAAUAUUGUAUAAGUGAGUGAAAGGCUACUGUAUAGAGAAAGAGUGGUAAAAGAUAGUGUAUUAGUGAAAAUUUGAUGAAUGACUGAUAAACAAGGUUGAUUUUUAUAGGCACUGACAACUUUUAAAGUAUUUUUCAUAUUGAAUGUGGAGAUGUCUCUCGUAAUUCACAAACUAAAGCAUGCAGACAAUAAUCAGCCAGGGUGUAGACAUGGGAAGCUCCUGAAGGUUUAUUCAUUCCUCUCACUAUGUAUAUAAGUGACGUGUAAGUGGUCAGCACAGGUAUGAAUUACUUAUAAGGGGUCAGUUGUAUCCUGUCAGAGGAAUAGCAACAACAUAGUUCUGUGAUCCUCUGAUUAUCAUGUUCCAAGGACUUCUUUCUCCUCCUCAUAUGUUAUUUUUGAUUGAGAAAGUAUCCUCCAUCCAGGGGUUACCUUGCUCUUAAUUGUUCCUCAUCAUUGUUUCUGAUGGUGCUGAAUAUAACAACCAUCCAUGUACGUUCUUCUCUCCUAAUCUUCUUCCUUUUCCUCCUCACAGUGUCUCUGGUGUGAUGUCAGGGAAGUAUAUAAUCCGUCCAUAUGAAUCAUUUGUCACGGUGCUUUUAAUAUAUAUGUCUACCGGGA
This is a messenger RNA of Eriocheir sinensis (Chinese mitten crab), 2635 nucleotides long. It is a transcript of the gene IFT57, whose product is annotated as intraflagellar transport protein 57 homolog. Gene Ontology annotation, biological process: non-motile cilium assembly; intraciliary transport. The coding region runs from base 441 to 1694 and encodes 417 amino acids. Gene Ontology annotation, cellular component: Golgi apparatus; centrosome; intraciliary transport particle B. The transcript is spliced from 8 exons. Lineage: Eukaryota; Metazoa; Arthropoda; Malacostraca; Decapoda; Varunidae. The record is from RefSeq and is a predicted model, not a curated record.